UGUCUGCUCCACAACACAGUUCAACCCCAGUCCGCCUCCUCCUCCUCCUCCACUAACACCAGUGUCUCCGCUCCGAGCCACAAACGAGCCAUUUAUCAUCAAUCAUGGCCGCCGGGGUACUCAUCUAAAAAAACUCUUCUUCCCUCCCUGUCGUCAGGAGGAGGGGAGGAUUUAUUUUUUUUCAUGUUUUUGUUGGAGGGGGGAAAACAAACAAACAAAAAUAACCAUUAGACCCCCUCACACUGGGUUUUUUCUUCUCUUUUUGGGGAUCUGCUAUUGGAAUUACAUUAGAAUACAUCUCGGACCAUUCAUGUCCAGACUCCAACAUGCAGCCGCCGCCGAGGAAGGUCAAAGUGACACAGGAGCUGAAAAACACACACACGGAGCAGAUGACAAGACUGCACUUUAAACACCAGACUGAAUGUGACCUGCUGGAAGACAUGAGGAGCUACAGUCUGAAGAAGGGACAGUUGGAGAGGGACUAUGCACAGGCUCUGCAGAAAUUAGCAAGUCAGUACCUCAAGAGAGACUGGCCUGGAAUCAACCCUGAUGACCAGAGAACAGACUACAGGAAUGUGUACGCAGUGUGGAGGUCCUAUUUAGAAGGUACAGUGCAGGUGAGCCAGUCCAGGCUCAACGUGUGUGACAACUACAAGAGUCAAGUAUCAGACCUCGCUAAGACUGUUCGACUCUACAAGGAACAGCAGCUCAAAAAAACCAUAGAUCUGUUGAGUGGCAUUCAGGUAGAACUACAGGAGUCAGUUAAGGAGUUGGCCAAAGCCAAGAAAAAAUACUACGACUCGGAGCAGGUUGCCCACGCUAUACGGGAGAAGGCGGACAUAGAAGCCAGGUCUAAACUGGGUCUUUUUCAGUCGAGAAUUAGUUUACAGAAAGCAAGUGUAAAGCUAAAAGCGAAGAGAAGUGACUGCAACUCCAAGGCGACACAUUCCAGGAAUGACUACUUGCUAACGCUAGCUGCUGCCAACGCUCAUCAUGACCGCUACUAUCACACAGAUCUACUGCACUGCAUACAGGCCUUGGAUGGCAGAAUCUACGAGCAUGUGAAAGACUACCUGGUAUCGCUGUGUCAUACUGAAUUAGAGGCCUCCCAAGCAACACACAACACCUUCCAGUUCCUGCUGGACAAAUCCACCAGGAUAAUUGAAGAGUUCAACCAGCAGCUGUUCAUGCAGGAGAAUCCAGUGUUUCACAAAGCACACGACUUCCAGUUCCAGCCCAGUGAUUGUGACAUGAGUCGUCAGCUGGAGUCGGAUACAGGGACAACGGAGGAGCACAGUCUGAACAAAGAGGCCAGGAAAUGGGCAACAAGAGCGGCCAGGGAACACAAGAAUAUCAUCCAUUACAAGAGAUCUCUGGAGGAGUGUGAGAGCCAUGGUUUGCCCAACACAGAGCAAGGCAGACUUGAUCUGGAACUGAAGAUAGAAGACACCAAAGAAAACAUGCGCAAAGCUGAGACGAUAAAGUUGAAAGCGGAGGCUCGGUUGGACCUUCUACGCCAGGUGGGGGUUGCAGUGGAUACCUGGUUGAAAAGUUCCAUGAACCAGGUGAUGGAGGAGUUGGAGAAUGAACGUUGGGCCAGCUACACUUCCCACGAUCCCUCACUGUCGGGCACAGUGGACCUGGAGCGCGAGGAGGGAGAGGAGUGUGAGGAGAAUAUGGAGGUUUUCGACGACAGCAGCUCCAGUCCUUCAGGGACCCUUCGAAACUACCCGCUCACCUGCAAAGUCCUGUACUCAUACAAGGCCUCUCAGCCAGACGAGUUAACCAUUGAUGAAAAGGAGAUGCUGGAGGUCAUCGAGGAUGGAGACAUGGAGGACUGGGUCAAGGCUCGCAAUAAGACAGGCCAUGUUGGCUACGUCCCAGAGAAGUACCUGCAGUUUCCCACCUCCAACAGUCUCCUUAGCAUGCUCCAGUCUCUGGCUACGUUCGACGCUCGAUCGCACACCUCAUCCAACUCAACCGACCCAGAGCUGCACUCCGGCUGCGUCAACGGUGAUAUAAACACAGUGUAUGUUCGUGCACUUUAUGAUUAUGAGGGCCAGGCAGACGAGGAGCUCUCUUUCUGUGAGGGGGCUGUGAUCCGCCUGCUGAGCCGUGACACGCAGACAGAUGAUGGCUUCUGGGAGGGGGAGCUCAACGGACGGGUGGGCGUCUUCCCCUCAGUCCUGGUGGAAGAUUUCACUGAGAAUGGGGAGAGCAGUGGAGGAGGAGGGUCAGGUGACAUACAGAUCUCUCCAACUCUGAAGUUGCCAUCGUCUCUGCCGCCUCUUCCGCUGUACGACCAACCUCCCAUCAGCCCUUUCACCAGCCCCGAGACCUCCACCCCACCUCCUCUCCCACGCUCACCCUCAGCCGCACUUAACGGGGACCACAAGCCUCCACUGCCAGCGCCGUCACACAAGGGACCGCUGUCCACCCACAAUCAAAGUUCGGGCAAGAGUCCAGUGUCUCCAGGAUUUCCUCAGACUCAGCCACCGAGAUUCACCCCUGAAGGAGGCCCUGGGAAACUACGACCUGUGCGGGCUGCUCCGCCUCCACCUAAACAACACGCCCGGAGGCCGCCAGAGAAGAGCGACAAGACGGAGGAGGUGGAGAUCACACUGGUGUGACAGACAGAUGACUCGGCAAGCCGUUGUAUACACAACAAAUUCAAGAAACAAGAUGACAGACAGACUUAUCCUUCAGGCCGAGGAACUGAACAGCUCUGAAGUGAAGUGAGCUCAAAUAAAGAGAUGUGAAGUAAACUGAACUGAACCACGUCGACGACCUCCGGCCACUCAGCAUCUUCCUUUCCCUCCUCCUCCAGUGAAGGAGGUGAGAAGAGAUAAAGACAGAGUAUUCAGUUAAAUAGUCAUAUUAGAUUUCUAAUCAAGUGCAGCAGUAGCUGCCUCCACAUCGCUCCCUGCCCUCCCCCAUCCCUCCAUUCUUGCCUUAAAACUUCACCUCAAACUCACCUCAAACUAGAGCACAGCGAAAGAGGGAGAGGAAGUUUUCUUUUAUCUUGUUAAACUUAUUCAAGAUAUCCGAGAAUAUUUCUCUGAGCAGGCAGAUUGCUCUGCUGCAUUCACUGACCUGCUGACAAAUAAUCCUGAAGCAUGAGAAAUGUUUUUGGAGCCCUGAAACUCAUUAAUUAUAGUAAAGGCCUAUCAGACAAAUCAAAAAUAUAACUAGAUACAUGAAUGAUAGUGUUAAAUAGCAACUUUCAAUAUUAAUAAAUGUAAAGUUUUGUACUUUUAUUUAACUUUCAAUGAGCAAGUACAUUUUUUUAUUUAAAGUUACUACCAAUUAGUACAAAUUACAAUUUUUUAUUUUAAAUGUAUUUAUUUACUUUUUUUUGUCUUUGCACAUAUUUAAUCAUUUAUAAAUUAACUCCACACAUUUCCUUUUCCUCACCAUAUUUCUACGUGUCCUACUGCAAAUAUGACAAAGAAUUGAGAAAACUGUUGAUAUUGGGAGUACUUGAGACGACAUCAAAUCACACUCAACAUUUUUACCUGUUCUUUCAACUAUCUGAAGCUAAUACUUUCAUUAAACUGCACCAGUCAUUGCAUAUAAGUUCAUUUUGACUAAAGAGACAUCUGGUUUUGCACAUCUACAAAAUAUUUGUCGUAUUUCUUUUGUGAUCUUGACAACGAAUUCUGGGAUCUCCAAGUAGCAUUGUAGCGCAGCAAGUAGCCCGCAGGCUAAAAUGAAUUAGCUAGAGCAUUACACAGUAAAAUACAUAGAAAUAUAAAUAUUUAAAGAAAGAUUCAGCUAAGUAGCAAUGAAUAUUGUUGCUGAGUAACCAAAUGUCUCUUUACUAUGCUCUCCUGUGUAAUAAGGAAAGUGAACUAUGGUGGAAAUAAUCCUUGAACUUGCGUGAUCCUUGAUGUGAGAGUUUUAAUGUCUCUUUUCUCAAAAUCUGAAAGAAAUUGAGCUCAAAACAUAUGUAGCUUAUGAUGUAUGCUUCAGAAUGGUUCGCUAACAUUAGUUAAUAAGUGCACCCAGUCAAGUAAACUGCCCAGCACUACACUGCUGCACAAAUACAUAUAUUAGAAAAUUCCCAAAUGGGAAAUAUGUGGUUGAAAAAGACAUUACAUGAAUGAUUAAAUAUGCGUGUGAAAAAAAAAAGCAGCAAAAAUAUUUUAAAAAAAAGUGAAUCUAAUAUAAAACUACAAUAAAGUGUUUGUUGGUUAAAAAAUGUAGUUUUAAAACUCUAACAUUUUCAGGCAUAUCUAAUAACUUUCUGCAACCUUUGUGUCUGAGGGUUAGGGCUCCGUAGACUUUAAGUUUGAUGGAAGGGAGUAAGUCCUGUUCUGGAGUGUCGUGAGGGUUAAAGCAAAUGGACAGAGACACUGGGUGUGUGGACACAGGGUCCCCCUCCCCAGCCCGUUGCUCCACAUAUAUAGUCCUUAUCAUCAUACGUAUUCAAUGUGUAUUAGUACAGUACAUUACUGUUGUCAUAGGAAUGUUAUGCACAGCUUUUCAUAUAGACUAACUCUGCUGAGUGGACGACCAUGUCUGAUAUGUAGUGGAAGUUUUAUUCUUGUCUUAUACUGAGAGGGCAUUGUAAAUACAGUAUGAAGAAGGGAUGAAAGGAGAGAGGGAAGGACAGGAUGGAGAAAAAAAGGAAUUAAAAGGAGGCUGGAUCCUCCCUUUUGCCCACUACUCCACCUUUCCACUAUUCUCCCUUCUUUUCUCUCCCUCUCUUCUCUAGUGUGUGUUCUGUCCAUCGACAGACAGUGUGAAUCAGUAGCUAUCAUAUACACACAUGAAUACAUGAUAUUACACAUUGCUAUAUCUUUUCUCAUUCUGUGACAUGCUCUGUGGUUGUAUCACUGAUUGGUUAGGGAUAUCGACUGUAUAAAGAUGAACGACACGUCUCCACUUCCCCCCACCGUCCAGAUAUGAAGCCAAAUAUCCUGAUGUCCUGCCAUCUUUUGAAGCCAGAGUCUGUAGCUAUUAGGGGAUGGAGCCAUGGUAGCGAGGUCCCGCCGAUACUCAAGCUCGACCGAUUGUUUUUUAUAGCAUCAAACAACUAUUUAAAAUCAAUUUUUAAACAUGUAUCAAUAUAAUAAGAACUACCUUAGAUGACAGAAAUCAUCUUUGAGAAAAACAUAUUUGAUGUACACUUUUUGAUUUGGCUCAUGUCCCAUCCACUAACAAGGAGAAGGUGUGAUUAUCCUGCAGUCAGCCACCAGGUGGCAAUUAAAACACUUUGGCUUCACUUCUGGGAAUCGUCAUGUGGUCCAUCUUUAUAUAGUCUAUGGUUCAGGAGGAGGAGGGCGGUGCUUCAAAAGGCACUGACAUCGUUGGUAUUCACUAUGUGGUGAGAGAAAAAAGUUUUAUUUGAGAUGAUACAUACAAUAAAAAUAUUUUGGGGGUCAGAAGAUUUUAACAAUCAUGAACUGUAAGACUUUUUAUCCCGACGCAUCAUAUCUCACAUUGAUUUUAUUCACCUGUAACAUAUAUCCUUUUUUAAAGCUGACCUGCAUUACAUUCACAGGUAUUAUUUUUCUCUGUUGCUAAGCAUCUCCUUCACAUCGCUAUGGGAGUCUGGCUUUUUAAUGGAGCAGAGAAAACAUCCAUGAAAACAAACGAGCUUUUGAAGUUUCCAAUUUGACAUCACCCUUAUCUUUUCCUGGUGUCCUACAUUUCACCUAAACUUGGUCGAAACAGAAAAGAGAAAGAUGUAUAGAAAAAGUACAUCAUAUUGAAGUAGCAAAGGACAUUCAAAGCUGAAUUAUGCUGUGUUUUUUUACUUAAAGUAAGUCAAUCUUUCCCCUUAAAUACCCAUCAAGCCUUUUAAACUCCAGCGUAGCACUUUUAUUUAUUUGUACCUUCCCUGAAGAGUAGCAGUUCCUCCACGUAGCAGCAGGACACUUAGAAAUGACUCUGACGAAUCACUGUCGUUACAAAUACAGAUGAUUAGAGUCGUUCUUUUCAAUCCAACGUGGAUCUAGUGGGUCCUUUUUGUUUCAGUGUGACUGAUACUUUGAUUUUAACUCUCCACUCUUCUAAAGGGAUGGAGAGGUUAUUGUGGACAAUGUAAAUUGGUGUUUUCCUUAAUUUAUAAACAACAGAGGGGUGUGUAAUUGUUAAGAGAGAGGAUAAAUUCGGAUCAGAUCUGUGUUCGACUGAAGACUUUGCCCAGUUCCUUCCUAGAUAUUUAUUUUGAGCAGGGUUGGCUUUCACACUGGAGACAUUCGAAACAAACACACAAAUGUCCAUUUGUAUGCUACAUUUUCUUUCUUCUUGAGUGGUUGAUUAGCACACACCACUCUACCACGCUGCACACAAAUAAGAUAUUAUGGAGCUCCAAGUAAUUGGAAACGAUGUUUGGAAAGCAAAAAGAGUUUUCUUUCUGUUUAGUGAUAUUUUUCAGUCCUGCUCCAACCAGCAGUUUCACAGUUCAUAUUUAAUUAUUGCACAACUGUAAAGUGUAUUAAUUCAUUAGAAACUGACUGCAAAAGUCCACACCAUAUAGUAUUAUUACGGACAUUGGGACACAGCUUCAGAAUUAAAAUUGAUUGGUUAGAAGAGUGGAGGUGAAUAAUGUAAGAUUUAGCAUCCAUUUUUCCAAACAACAUUUUUGUGUAACAUCCAUACUGAACAAAGUUAUGUAUUCUGGAAAUAGUUCAAGUCUAGAUCCAGACCCCUGCUCCUCUGCUGUUGUGGGAACUAGAGCGGAACUAGACUCAGGGCGACCUGAGCAACAGCCUCUCCUCGAUCUCUCUGAGAUCUUAUUUAUACUGGUUUUCAAACUUGUUUUGAAGUUUAUGGUUUACUGCAGCGUCCCACCGAACUCACACAGCGUUAACAUCUGUCAAACUAUCAAGUAUAAAACUUCCUGUUGCCAGUUGACACUUUGAACAUGAUUAUUUCCCCUUGUUGACAGACUUUCUGCUUCACGACAGUGUUGACUUAUUUGGUAUGAGCCUGUUUUUUUUUUUAUGUAUUGUAUAAUUCUAUAUUUUUCAUCCUGGGAUUUGCAGCAGCUCUAACUCUGCAGUUAUUCACGAGGUGGUGGAACAACUGGCCUUCUCCCUCUUCACAGACUGUUGCCAUGGUGACAAUAAUGAGUAAAGAUGCAAAAGUCUUUCUGCAUAUUAUUAUUAUUAUAACUGGCUGUACAAAAACACAAAGUUUGUAUUUAUUGUGUACAAAUGUUAAUUAAUAAAAAAAUAUGAAAAAUUC
This is a messenger RNA of Pleuronectes platessa (European plaice), 7197 nucleotides long. RefSeq names its product F-BAR and double SH3 domains protein 2. Gene Ontology annotation, cellular component: recycling endosome; neuromuscular junction. The transcript is spliced from 21 exons. Gene Ontology annotation, molecular function: protein binding. Gene Ontology annotation, biological process: neuromuscular synaptic transmission; regulation of actin filament polymerization. The record is from RefSeq and is a predicted model, not a curated record. The coding region runs from base 327 to 2630 and encodes 767 amino acids. Lineage: Eukaryota; Metazoa; Chordata; Actinopteri; Pleuronectiformes; Pleuronectidae.